AAUGGCCGGGCAACUUCCGCGUCGAAUCAUCAAAGAGACACAACGACUUCUCGCGGAUCCGGUUCCCGGAAUAUCGGCAAAUCCAGACGAGAGCAACGCCAGAUACUUCCAUGUCAUGAUAGCCGGGCCAGACGAUUCUCCAUUUGCUGGUGGUGUCUUCAAGUUGGAGCUUUUCCUUCCGGAAGAGUAUCCGAUGGCUGCACCGAAAGUUCGAUUCAUGACAAAGAUCUAUCAUCCGAAUAUUGAUAAACUCGGCAGAAUUUGUCUCGAUAUUCUCAAGGAUAAAUGGUCGCCGGCUCUUCAAAUUCGCACGGUUCUUCUGUCGAUUCAGGCUCUUCUUUCGGCUCCAAAUCCGGAAGAUCCACUGGCAACUGAUGUCGCCGAGCAAUGGAAAACGAAUGAGGCCGAGGCGAUUAAGACUGCAAAACAAUGGACGAUGAACUAUGCUCAAGCCUGAUCGUCUCCGAAGCUCGCCUCUAGAACAACUACAAAAAAUCACAUCAAACAAAAAAAAAUUCGAAAUUCUCUCAGCCUGCUCUUUGUCCCGCCUUUUCCCGCCCCCUUACGAACUUCCAAUAAAUUGUAUGAAUUGCAUAAAAAUCUCGAUUUUCCCCAUCUUCUACUAUAUAUCUAAAUAUUGAUUUUUUUUGUCCCCGCCCGGUUUUUUGUCUCGAAAUUCUACAAUUUCCUCCCCAUCCCAUUGAAUUUUUUAAAAAAUUUUUUUGUCUCUGUUGUCUCACGAUCCUCAUCAAACCGUCGUCGUCCAUUUAAUUUAAAUUCUUCUUUUUUUCUCCCAGUUUCCAGAAAAUCUUCUUCCAUCGAAAUUGAUUUUUUUUUCUCUUUUGGAAAUUUUGAUGAUUUUUUGAAUAAAGUCGUUAUUUUUUUUGAG
Molecule: messenger RNA, 889 nt
Organism: Caenorhabditis elegans
Lineage: Eukaryota; Metazoa; Nematoda; Chromadorea; Rhabditida; Rhabditidae
Gene: ubc-13
Product: Ubiquitin-conjugating enzyme E2 13
Exons: 3
Coding region: 2-457 (151 amino acids)
Biological process (GO): protein ubiquitination
Cellular component (GO): UBC13-MMS2 complex
Molecular function (GO): ubiquitin conjugating enzyme activity; ubiquitin-protein transferase activity; ubiquitin-like protein conjugating enzyme activity
Source: RefSeq, marked reviewed